AUGCUGCGAUCAUCGCUACGUGUUCCCUUGGCAGCGGCGACGAAGAAGGCCCCUCAAGUGGCCACUAUUCCGCCUGGCCAGCCGGACCUGGCUCCGCAGUUCACUCAGGUGCUGCGAGGUUCCAAAUGACGUUUUGAAACCGGAUUUUAGAUUAAAACAAAUGAAUCGAAACUUUUUCUGAAGGAGAUUUGUCUUCUCAUUAUUUUUAAGAAGUUUUUUUUUUUGAAGUCAACCUCCUAAACGGUACGCGCAGAGUAGUAUCGAGACUUUGAUUUCUCGAUUUUCGUCUUGAUUAUCAUCCCAUAAAAAAGUUCCAGACAUUGUAAAACUGUCAACCGAGAGACAUACGCCGUCUAAGUUUUUUUCCGAUAAGGGGUUCAUUAGAAGCGAUUUUUGGUUUUUAUGUUUAUGGUCCUUGAUGAAUUCGUUUGACUGAUUGGCAUUACACAGAUUUUCACGAGAAAGGUGUCAAUGUUUUUGGUGGCGAUGAAAAGGGAAUGAUUGAUUUUUUCUCUGCGAACUUGGAGGUUUUCGAUGAAUGCCAUUUUUGGUAGGAAGGAAAAAGACGAACUAAAAUCCAUGUUAUUCAUUUUUUUUUUUGGAUGGCAAGUUAAAGGAAAAUAUGGAGAUUAAGGAUGAAGUAGUGUCCAGCAGUUUUGGCUAUGAAGUCUAUAGAUGGAAUUUUUAAUCUCUAUCGAUAAUCGAGCAAUUUUUUUCCCAGCCAUUUCGAAUUUUUUUGUGAUUAUAAAAAAAGCUAAAUUAAAAUUUUUUUAGAUUUCGCUAGGGUUUUUGAAAAACUUGAAUUAAUGAAUAGUUCAGUUUAUUAACCGCCUCCUGGUAACAAGUCCAUAUUUGGGAGAGGUUUUUUUUUUGAAUAAUGAAACUCUCAACGGAGAUUCUACAAAUUACCAGCAAAAUUGUGAAAAAAGAGGUCAAAGGAGACGAUUUCAAUGGGAAUCGUGACCUAAUCCUAAAUUUUCCUGCUUCUAUUGAAUUUUGAAGUAAUUUUUGGGGGAAUAAAAUUGUAGUUUUUCAAGUUUCUAAUCAUGAGUUUGUCCCGGAAAGUUCUCAGUUCACGGCUAGGUUGUUGAAGCAACAUCAAGGUUUUUUUUUCAAUGAAAAAUCUGAUUUCAGUUGUUCAUCAACAACGAGUUCGUGAACGCGCGAUCGGGCAAAACGUUCGAGACGUUCAAUCCGGCCAAUGGGAAGCUUAUCGCCAAAAUCUCCGAAGGUGAUAAGGCGGACGUCGACGCGGCGGUUAAAGUGAUUAUUUUAUCAUGAGACUCGAUAUUGAGUUAUCUCUGAUUGGAACCAUUGUUGGUUGUAAAAUAUGAGAAAAUGAAGUGAAAAGCUAAUUUUUGACUGAAGUUUUUUUUUUCUGAACCGAUUCUUACUUGAGAAAAAAAUUUUAGUCGCCACUUAAAAGGUCCCUUGAAGGCUACGUGGAGAGGACACUUAAGUGACCUCUGAAACCACCUCUAUAGAAGACACUAUUUCGCGUCUUUAAGUUAAAAUUUUAAGAUUUAGAUAGGCUUUUAAAAAGUCGAGUCGUUGGAUAGUUAAGUUUAUUAACCGCUAGCUGGUAACAAAGUGCCCACUAUAGUAGUUUUUAAUGAUCUAGUAGUAGCAAUUGAACUCCUAAAAAGGCUAAUGAGUUUUAGCCACUCAAGGGGCCACUAAUUUGACUUCUAUAGUGGCCACUAAAACGUCAAAACCCUAAAGUGGCUACUAAUAAACUUCUUAAAUUUAAGUUAUCAAAAAUAUAAUGAAAAACGAAGCUAGAAAUUCAAUCAGUAAAUCUUUGAGUUCAUAUCUUUUUUACUGUUUUACUUGAUUUACGAGGAAAUUGGACAGUUUAGACUUCAAAAUCGAAAAUCAAUAUUACGUAAUUAGAGUUAUUUUGACUGUGGAAAACGGGAAAUUGGUUUAAAAGUUGAAAACCAAUAUGUCAGUACUUGAUUUGAUAUUUUUUUACUGACUAGAGUUGACUUGAUUUUUCAGGUUCAUCAGGCUAUUUAGGCUUCAAGCUAGAAAAUAUGCACUUUUCCAGGCUGCCAACCAGGCGUUCCGAACGGGAAGCGAAUGGCGCACGAUGGACGCCGCCCGCCGCGGGCAUUUACUCAACAAACUUGCUGAUUUGAUGGAACGGGAUCGAGUUAUCUUGGCGGUGUGUGGAGUUGACAUUCAAGAGAAGAGUCAUCAAACUAUGAAAAAAUUGACUUGUAAGCUUCUUAGAGCUGUGAUUUUGAAACAGUUAGAGGUGAUAAGAGGCUCAAAAAACAGUAAAAACUAUCAUUCUGUAUGUAUAGCUGAUUCACGGCUAACUUGGAACUCUAAGAAGGCGUGGCCUGUCUGUGCUCUCCACGAGCCAGGCACUAUUUCGAGCUUUAUUGUGUCAGGACCUUUUUUUCGAUGGCUCCAAGCCAGCCGUGAGUCAGCUAUACUUAAAAAAUCCUAAAUUUUGGGAAAAUUUUUUUGGUUUAUACUCAAAAAUCCCAAAACACGACAGAAAAAAAUUUUUAACGGAUUUAACUAGGAAGAGGAAAUUUUUAGACCUUUCGGGGUUUUUUCAAUAACGUAGUUGUCUCGAGCGAUCGUCGGCCAUACAGGCUUGUAGCAGUCUUAAAAAGACCAAUGAAAUAAAAUAUUUCAAAGAAGGUCCUCCGGAAUUUGUAUUGGAUGAAAGAAGAAAAGACUGACAUUGAUUAGAUAUUUUUUGAACAUAGGAAAAGUCGAAAUGGGUCGAAAAAGGCUCCAUAAGAAUGUUCAUUUUGGGUGACAACGGCUCCUUUUUGCGUCAUUUCAUCGGCUCUUAUGCAUCCUUUUUGCAGCCUCAUCCUUUUCUAACCAUUUCUCGAGCCUUCAAAAUCCCAGAAAAAAACUCAUCAUUCCCACUUUGCCCAAGAAUUGGCGUCAAAACGCUUCGCAACCGCUGUACACGUGAACGUAUACCGACGUUGCAAGCUGAGAAAAAUGAAUUAUACCCGAAAUUAUUUCAGUCCUUGGAGAGUCUGGACAACGGAAAGCCGUACGCGAUCGCCUACAACGCCGAUUUGGCCCUCUCGAUCGCCUGCCUCCGGUAUUAUGCCGGCUGGGCGGACAAGAACCACGGAAAAACGAUUCCCAUUGCCGGCGACUACUUCACCUACACGCGUCAUGAGCCCGUCGGCGUCUGCGGACAAAUCAUUCCGGUUUGGAGUUUGGAAGGAAAAAGGAUUGGAUGAGUAAUACUCGGGAAGUGCAAAAUAGAACUUGCUUACUUGUCCAGGAAAUUUCAAGUUUCCGCAUAUUCUUGAAGGUUAUAAUUGGAAUGAAAGAAACGAGGAUUUUCAAGAAAGUGGACUGAAUUUAAAAAAAAAAAAGAUUUUUUUCCAACAGAAAUUAGGACAAAGUAGGAUUUUAAAAAUAAUUUUUCGAUGUAAACCUUGAAAGUUUCGAUAUUGAACCGCAUAUUUUUUUAAUAUUUUUUUCCUCCAGGAGUUCAGUUUAGAAAGUUUAUUAAUUUUUCGGAUUUCAGUGGAACUUCCCGCUUCUAAUGCAAGCCUGGAAACUGGGACCAGCCCUCGCCAUGGGCAAUACUGUAGUUAUGAAGGUUUUUCAAGUCUUUAACGACAAAAAAAAAUUGUUUUUUCUUAGGUCGCUGAACAAACUCCCCUCAGCGCUCUACAUGUCGCCGCCCUGACUCGAGAGGUUUGAAAAUGCGGGAAUUUUGGAUUGAAAUGAAAAAAUUAUGGCUUGGAACACACUUCCCGGUGUGGAUUUUUGAUUAAUUUCACGCGAUAAAAAAAACAUUAGCCGUUUUCAAAGUUUAUUUCUUGAAAUUAAAAAAAAAACGUCACAGCGUGAAACAGAUAACUAGUUUUUGGAGAGUCAGAGAUAAAUUUGAUUUAUGUGAAAUUAUUUUGAAGACGGCGUUAGACAGCAGUAUUAAUACAAAUUUCCCUCCAAUUUUUCGAAAUUCCCAUUUUUCUUAUCUUUAUAAACCAAUAUCAAUCAGUAUCAAUCGUUAUUUAUUUCAUGUUCUAGUCCCAAAUUUAUUAGUUCGACUUAGUCAAUUCUCUUUUUUUGUAACUAGUUCUGGUAAAAGUCAGAUCUUGAACCAUAAAAUAUUUUUUUGUUCUAAAAAAAUGAUGAAAUUCGAUAAAAAAAUGAAUAUUUAGGCCGGUUUUUUUCCGGACGGCGUCAUCAACGUCAUCCCCGGUUUCGGGCCGACCGCGGGCCAUGCCAUUUCUUCGCAUCCUGAUGUUGAUAAGGUGAUUUAAAAAAUCAUUAUUGGUCUUUCCUUUGAAAAGGCCAGGUCCUUCUUUUUCAAGUCUGGGAAAUGUUAUAAAUUUUUUUGCUUUAUAGUAAAAAAAUUGUUGAAAAAAAUGUUCAAAAUGAUCCAAUAUUUUUUUCGAAAUUUUGUUUUUUUCAGUGGAAAAAUUUUUCUCUUUUGAUUUUUCUUGAUUUUUUUCAGCUUCGAAAACAAGUAAAACAGUUUUAAAGCUAUUUUUGUCGGUUAAAAAAAGUUAUUUUCACGAAACUAUUCAUAAUUCUAUUGCAAUGAAAUAAGUUUCGUUCGAAAAAACUUUAUCAAAACGUAUUCAUGCGUAAAAUCGUUGAAAAAUGGACCCGCUGGGGUUCAUUCUUUGUUUAAGCGGCUACUUGGAAAUCGAACUUAAGAAUUAAAAAAUAUUAAUUUUAGGUCGCUUUCACUGGAUCUACUGAUGUUGGUCGACUUGUGAUGAAAGCCGCCGCUGAAUCGAACAUUAAAAAGUAUUUUUUCGCAGAAAAACGGGUUGUGAAUUCAAUAGAGAAAUUUUUUAGAGUGACUCUUGAGCUCGGCGGGAAGAGCCCGAACAUCAUUUUUGCCGAUGCCGACCGUUAGUUUCAUUUUUUGGAGCUUUUUUCUCAAGAAUUGCUUCAGUUGAUACGGCUAUCAAACAAGCCAAUCACGGGCUUUUUUUCAACCAAGGACAGUGCUGCUGCGCCGGUUCGAGGACAUUUGUCGAGGGAAAGGUGAGGAGGGAAAAAAAUCGAAAGAAAAAUGGAGAACAUUGUAGAAAAUAUGAAGUAAAUUAGAGAAAAAUGAAGAAAAAUGAAGUAAUAGAAGGAUUAAUUAGGUAAAAUAGGAAAAUAUUAGAAAAAUGUUGUAGAUAGAAAUUUUUAAAGAAAAACUUGAAAUUUACUUAAAUUGAAUUUUUUUAGUCUGUGAAAUGAACUUUAAAUGCAUUUUUAGUGCAUAGAUUUGUGGUAUUUUUUUCUUUGAGGUGAAUAUUUCUCAAUGGUUAGUCAGUACAGAGAAAAAAACUCGCGUUUCUUUUUAUUUAAAAAAAACAGAAGUUUUUUUGAAGGUCUACGACGAGUUUGUCGCCCGAUCCAAAGAUUUGGCCGAGCAAUCGGUCCUCGGAGACCCCUUCGACUGCAAAACGACACAAGGUCCUCAGGUAAGAACGGAAUUUUUAAUUUUUGCUUAGGGCAUUUCCCAGAACCUUUUUGAGUCAAUUGAAGGUAAAAAACCAAGAAUUGGCGUUUUUGGGACUUUGAAAACAUUGAAACAGUGAAUGGUGAUUAAUUUCUGAAGAAAUAGAAAACAUUCGAAAAAAAAAGAUUUCUGCAAUACAAAGUUUCACCUUUAAAGACCUAUUUUUCAAUCCGAAAUUGAAAGUUGGUCUUAAAAACCUGAAAAAUAUAUUUCAAGUCACGGAAAAAAUUUUCAAGAUAUCUCAUUUCAGGUUGAUGGAAACCAGGUGCGAACAGUUUUGCGGUACAUCGAGGAGGGUAAAAAAGAAGGCGCUCAACUUGUCACAGGCUAGUUGAACCCGAAAGUGUAAAAAAAAAAACAAAUUUCAGGAGGCGAAAAAUGGGGAGAAAACGGGCAUUACGUGCAGCCGACCAUUUUCGCCAACGUCAAUGAUCAGAUGAAAAUCGCCCAGGAAGAGGUUCUUUUUGGAUAUUCCAGCUAGAUUUUGAAUGGUUUGAUUAACUGAUUCGAAGAUUUAAAAUGGAACUACUUCAACAUUUUAUGAGAAAAAAAACGGAGAAAAGGAAAAAUAUUGAAAUUUUUGACCAAGGUUAUAAUAAACUACAUUUAAAAUUGAAUAAGAACUCCUUUCAUUAUCAGAACUACUCAUGUCAAAACGACUGUCAUAAUGAUGAGGUUAACCGGCCGAGAAAAAAGGGCUCUCGGCGCGUUUGCCCAUAUUGAACCCGUAUAAGCACAGUUGGUAGAAUUUUUGCCAUUUUUACCACAAUUGAGACCCCGUUUUAGCCCAGGUGGAUCACAGUUUUUCAAAAAAUUACUUUUUGUACCCGUUUUUUCCCGUUUUAGCACAACUGAGACACAAAAAGCCCCAAAAAAAGGGUUUGAUACGGGUAAACCCGUUGUGACCCCUUACCAGUCUGAGAGGAUAUAAUGCCAAGUCGGUGAGGCCUUCUGAUUUUUUUUAGAACUUCUUUUUCCCUUGAAAGUUUAGAAACUACUUCGGGGGCUAGUUCAAAUAUAAAAUAAUGAUCUUGAAGAUCUUCGGCCCCGUUAUGAGCAUCAUCCGGUUCGAUUCGAUGGAGGAACUCGUCGAGAAAGCCAACAACACGAUUUAUGGUCUGGCGGCCGGAGUCAUGACUGCGGACCUCGACAAGGCUCUUCACAUUGCCAACACCAUCCGGGCUGGAUCCGUUUGGUUCGUUUCGAUGUGUUGAAAUAAUUUGUGAACACUUUUUGGAAGAUCACGCUUAUAUUAAGCUUGUUCUAGAAUAUUCUAGAAUCCUUUUCUAUCCUUUUCUUUACUUUUACGGUUGUAUUACGUCAUAGGGAUCAAUUUUGUAACUUCUUUUCUAGAAAAUUUCAUAUCUUUCUAGAAAUCUCCAAAUCGUUUCAGAAGUUUCUAUAACCUUCGCGAAAAAUCUUCAGAGAAUCACGCUUAUAUUAAGGAAACCUUACAUAGAACAAGCUUAAUUUAAGCGUUGUUCUCCAAAAAUGAAAAAUGAGUAAAAACUGAUCAUUUAAAAAAAUUUUUUUCGUCAUUUACCACUUUUUGUGGUAUUAUUAUUACAUAUUUUUUUCGACUUUCUACGAAGAAUUUCCUAUUAAAUUAAGAUCCGUUUCAAUUUUUUUCAAAAAGCAUGCUAGCCAUUUUUUUCAUUUCGAACAAAAAAAGGCUCUUUUUUUAGUUGACAUUAACAGGAAUUAUUGGAUCAUUUUUUUAAUUAAGUCGUUUUUUUCAUAUCCUUUUUUUCGAUUGGUAAAAUUUUUCGGAAUGCAAUGAAAAAGCUUGAGAAAAAUUUCGAACAUUUAAAAAUGUUUUCCGCUUCUUUGUUUGAUGGGCUAAUCGUGUUACCGAUAAAAAAAAUUUACUUUAAUUUCAAGCUUUUGUGAAACAGUUUGGUGUUCGAAAGUUUUUUUGAAUCAAGUGUAAAAAUCUUUCCAGGGUCAACUGCUACGACGUUUUUCGACGCGGCUGCGCCGUUCGGUGGAUACAAGCAAUCUGGUUUUUUUCUUUUUUUCAAAAAAAUUAAAAUUAUAAAAAAAAUGUUAAGGAAUCGGUCGCGAGCUCGGAGAAUACGGCCUCGAAGCCUACACUGA
Molecule: messenger RNA, 7561 nt
Organism: Caenorhabditis auriculariae
Lineage: Eukaryota; Metazoa; Nematoda; Chromadorea; Rhabditida; Rhabditidae
Source: the annotation of a GenBank genome assembly